Molecule: messenger RNA, 6900 nt
Organism: Plasmodium falciparum 3D7
Lineage: Eukaryota; Apicomplexa; Aconoidasida; Haemosporida; Plasmodiidae
Product: erythrocyte membrane-associated antigen
Molecular function (GO): helicase activity
Source: RefSeq, a predicted model, not a curated record
AUGUUUUUAAGGAACUUCUCUUAUACUCUUAUAACUUACCGAUACAUGUAUAUUUUUUCAUUAAUUAAUAUAUUAAAAACAACAUCAGUAAUAAUAAAAACACGACACAAACUAAAUCAUAUAAACAACUCAAGGGGUAUCAAGAGCCUAAACAUUAACAGCAAUAAUCUUUUUUUUUUUCUUCGUUCGAAAAUUAGAAAAACACAGAAUUAUAUAUUGAAUAAUAAUAUAAAUAAGAAAAACUAUAAUGCCCUUUUUUAUAAAUUAAAUAAUAAAGAAAAAAAAAUGAAUAACAAAUUUUCAAAGUCUUUAAAUAUGAAUAAUUCUACGAAUAAAAAUGAUCACCUAAUGAAUGACAAUAUAGCAUCGUUUAAUAAAAAUACUGAUAUAAAGAAUCCUAGGAGUUUUAAUCAAAAUAGAAAUAUAACGUAUAGUAAGCAAUUUAGUCAAAAUAAUAAUUAUAGUAGCACACACAAUAAUAAUAGUGUUAGUAAAGGAAAAGCAUCAGGAAGUUAUAUAAAUAGUGGUAAUGUUAAUGUUUCAAGCAAUCAAUAUGUAAACAGUAAUAAUAAUAUUAAUAGUAAUAAUAUUAAUAGUAGUAGUAAUAAUAAUAAUAAUAAUAAUAGUAGUAAUAAUAAUAGUAAUAACAAAUUCUCAAAUAAUUUUGCUGGAACCUAUUCUACAUUUAUACAGAAUCGAGAAAUGAACAAAAAUAAUGAAGGACCCAAUUCCUCAUUUAAUGAAACGAAAUUAAACAACUCUUCAAAUUUUCAUAUAAAUAAUAAAGAAAAAAAAAAUUACAACAAUAUAUUAUCGAAUAAUAAUAAUAAUAAUAUUAAUAAUAAAAAUAAUGAUGGUGACAAUAUUAAUAUGCUACAUAUAAAUGAGAACUCCGGAAUGUAUGGUACCAAAAGUAAUUAUAAUAAUAAAGAUUAUUUAUUAAUUUCUAAUAAUAUGAAAGAUAAGAAUAUGUACUUAAAUAAUAACACAUUAACCAAUACUAAUAAUUUAGAUAACUCAUUAAAAAUUAAUAAUUAUAAUAAUAAACAUAAUGACAAAAAUAUUAAUACAAGGUCAUCAAAAAUUUUAGAAGAUCCUAAUUCUUAUAAUAAUGCUUUAAAAAAUAAUGAUUCCAGGUAUAAUUAUUAUAAUGAAAAUUUUACAAAUAAUAUAAAAAAUGUAAAUAAUGCGAAUACUGGAGUAAAUAGUUUAAAAAAUAUGAAAAAUCCUUUUAAUAUGAAUAAAAAGUAUAUGUCUCAUUAUAAUAAUAAUGAUAAUAAUAACAACAACAACAACAACAACAACAACAACAACAACAACAACAAUAAUAAUAAUAAUAAUAAUAGUCAUAAUAAUAAUUAUAAUAACCAACCACAUAGUAAUAAUUAUUAUUAUAAUAAUAAAUCGAAUGAUAAUUUAAAUAACAAUAAAACGUCUUCAUCUUCCUAUGCACCAAAUUUUAAAAGAGAAACAUCAGACGAUAUUUCAAACAACAACAUUAAUUAUAACAACACUAAUUAUAACAACACUAAUUAUAACAACACUAAUUAUAACAACAAUAAUUAUAACAAAAUCAAGGACAGUAAUAAUAACAGUAAUAAUAAUAUGAUUAUUAUGACGAAUGAAAUGAAUUCUAUCGAUUUACAUAAAAAUAUAAAUAUCUUAACAAUGGAAUCAUCAAAUUGUAAUAAAAUAGAUAUGAAUAAUAAUAUACUAAGUACCAAUGAGACAAUACACAAUGUAGGCAACAAACAUGGAAAUAACGAUAUAAACAAAACGAAUCAUCAUAAUAACACAACCACCACGAGUAGUAGUAGUAGUAAUAAUAAUAUGCUAAAGUUAAAUAAUAUUAUGAAAAAUAAAGACAUCAAUAAAAAUGAUAACAUCGAAAGUAAUCAUCAAUAUAAUGCACAUGAUAUCUUAUACGAUAAUUCGAGAGGAGCAAUGGUUGAUACCAUGACACCUGGUUAUAACAGAAGUUCAAGAAGUAAUAAAUUAUCCAUGCAAAAUUAUAACCAUAUAAAUCAUAAUAUGGAUUCUUCAAAAAAUAUGAUCAGUCCGAAUGAUAGAAGCUCAAUCAACAAAGGUGAUAUCACCAUGAAUAAUAAUGAAAAUAAUAAUAAUAAUAAUAAUAUGGGUAUUAGUAGAAGCUCUAGUAAUAUGUUCACCAAACACAACAGCUUUCAUAACAACAAUAAUAAUGAUCUUAAUCAAAUUAACAAUUUCGGUAUCAAGAAGAAUGAAUACUAUGGAAACUUUUCUACUUCAGCUAACGCAAAAAAUGUAAACAACCUUAUAAAUAAAAUAGAAGAUAACAAAAAUAAUAAUAAUAUAAACAACAACGGUGGCCACCUCGAUUUAGAUAGUGAUGCAUUUUGUUAUUACGAUUUUAAUGAAUUCCUAAAUUAUAUGUAUAAAGACGAAAAUAUAUUAACCCUUUUCUAUAUAAGAAAAAAUUAUCUAAAAGCAGAAUCGAAAGAAGAAUUUAUAAAUGAAAACGACAAAAUUAAAUAUUCCAUUAUCUGGUCUUUUACAAAUGACGAAAAAAUUGUAGUAUAUGGUACUCAUAAUACCAAAAAAUUAAGUAAAAAGGUUUGUGUGAAAAAAAUUCUAUUGAAAUUAAAAAAUAUAUCCUUAUUAGAACUAGAUCAAAUGACAAAAUGGAUGAUAAAUAGUUUGAAUGUUAUCUUGAAAGUAGAAAAUAAAAAUUUAGAAAAUAAAUUUAAUAAUAAUGUAUAUUCUUGUAAUAUCGAAUGGAAAAUAAAUAAUAAAUUAUAUCAAGCAUCUGCUCAACACGAACAUGAAAAAAUUGCAGAACUAGUAGCUACACAAAGGUUGUAUAUGAUAUUGUAUGAUGUUAAAGAGCAAUUAAUUCGAGAAAAUGACUUUUCAAAAAUGAGUGAUGAUAAUAAGAGAUUUAUUAAUUCAUAUGAUAACACAACAAUCAUAAACAACAACACUAGUAAUAAUAAUAAUAAUAAUAAUAUAAAUAAUACAGGUAGCAAUAAUAAUACUUUAUAUAACAAAUAUAUGAGUAGUAACAGUAAAAACUUUGAUGAUGGUAAUAUGCUCAAUCAAAAUAAAUUCAACAAAAACCAAGGAGCAAAUAAAAAUUUUAAUGAACUUAUGUACAACAAUAAUAAUCAUACUGCAAGUAGUAAUAAUAAUAAUAAUAAUAAUGUGUUAUCCUAUCAAGAAAAUAAAAAUAUUAAAUACGGAGAUGCAAGUAAUGAUCACAUGUUAAAUAGAAAUAAUAACAUGAAUAUGAAUAAUUACAUGAACAAUGUUUGCUACAAUAAUAAUAAUAAUAUGAAUAAUAUAUUAACAUCUGCAACGGACAUCCACCACAACAACAAUAAUGUGAACAAUAUGAACAAUAUGAACAACAUGAACAAUAUGAACAACAUGAACAACAUGAACAAUAUGAACAAUAUGAACAAUAUGAACAACAUGAACAAUGUAAAUAAAAAUGUAGGACAUAUGGGUGCCACCCAAGGAACUAUUAUGAACAACAAUAUGUUCUUAAAUGCAAAUAAUGCAAAAUAUAUGAAUGAAAAUAUGAAUUUAUUAAAUAAUGCACAGCAUGGAGGUAUACAACAAGUAGGUGCUCAACAAAUUGGUGCCCAACCAAUAGGUAUACAAGAAGUAGGUACCCAACCUGAACAAGUCGCAGAUCCCAACGAUUUAAUUGAAUAUUGCUUAACCAAACAAGAUGCUAGUAGCAUACAAAUGUUAAGAAACAAUAUAGCAUCAAGAUAUAAAAUACAACAAUCAGAAGUUUUUGAACAAGUUUUUAAUUUAUAUAAAUGUACCUUAGAUUGGGAAUGGAAAAAUGGGAAGAAUACAUGCAAGGCCAAAAGUGUUGGUUAUGGAAGUACAAAAAGUUUAGCAAAAUGUGAAGCAGCAUAUGAUAUGUUGGUUAAAAAUAAUUUAAUAGAAUAUAUAUCGUCUACGGAUAGGAAAAAUGCACAAUUUAUUAGAGAUUUAAUAUCAAAGGAUUUAAAUAAGGCUUUAAAUAUGGCCAUACAAUUUAUUAUGCAAUAUAGUAGUAAUGCGUGGUCCAUAUUUGUGGUCUAUUUAUUAAGGGAAUUAUUAAUUGAUGGAAAUUAUGAUCCUAUAAAUAGAUUAUUAAAUACGAUAGUAGAAGUAAGUAGAGAGGGUCGUAUGGAGGUCGAAAAAAUGGAAAAGGAUAUGAACCAAAAUGUUAACAAUGUCAACCAUAUAAAUAAUAUGAACAAUUUAAACAAUAUGAACAAUUUAAAUAAUAUGAACAAUUUAAAUAAUGUGAAUGACGAAUCUAUUAACACUGCAUCAGCAACCAUGUUUCAUAACAACAAAGUUGACGAAAACAACGAUAACAAUAAUAAUAAUAGCUCCCAAUUCUUUAAUCCCUAUAUACAAAAUAAAAAUCUUACCGAUAAUAAUUAUGUACAUAAAUUAGUUUCAAUAGAACUAUGGGAAAAACUAAUAGACGAAUGUGUUGUUAUAUUAAAUGACAAAUUGUGUUUUAAUUGUAUAUCCUUAUUACAACAAGUCGAAUUAGAUUAUUCAAUUUUUAUUUCCAAGUGUGCUCAUGAUUAUUACAAAAAAUAUCGAAUUAUGCUUGCCUUAGAAUUACAAGCAAACCUAGCACAAAGCAUACAAGAAAAAAAGAAUUUCGAAUAUUUACAUGAAAAUAAAUCAUUAUUAUUAAAACUUAAAAGUAUUACUAUGCCUGUUUUAUCUUGUACAUGUACCCUAACUAAUGAAGAAAAGGAAUGGAUGAAAUCAACACAAAUGAGAGAAGAUGAUAUUGUUUUAUUGAAACCAUGUGAUACCUUAUUAAAAGAUGAAGAUGCAUGGUCUAAUAGUUUAAUAGGUAGUAUUACUAGUACAAAAAGUGAUAAUACUGUUUAUAAUAUUAAUAUAAGAAUAUUUUCAGCGGAGAAUACCAAAAAAGCUAAUGUAAAAUAUAAUAAAUAUAGAUUAUAUUUAUUAUUAAAUAUUGUAACACAUGAAAGAAUGCUACAGGCCUUAAGGUCUAUUACAUUCAUAAGUUCAAUUCCUACACAAUACCAAUCACCAUAUGUAUUUACUCCAGAAAUUCGAUUCUUACUAUUACAUUCUUAUAAUAAAUAUAGUAAAUAUAUAGCACAAAAUGGUAAAUUAAAUGAAGAAAUAGCAAAUUAUGAGAAAAUCAAAAUGGAUUUUCAAAAUAAUGAAUCAUUAAAAAAUAAUACUAUGUCGGAUGAUAUAUUAAAUGAUUAUAGUAAAGAAGCUAAAAAUCCAUAUGAAGAUUUAUUAAAUGAAAGUAUAAAUAAACAAAUAGGAAAUUCACAAGUUGAAGAUAUUGAUAAAUAUCUAAUAGAAAGUAUAAACUUACCAACGAAUUUACCUUUGAACGAUUCACAAAAAUUAGCAUGUCUAAGCGCCUUAACAAGAAGAUUAACAUUAGUUCAAGGUCCACCAGGAACAGGUAAAACACAUGUGGCCUGUGCUAUUAUAGAUAGCUGGCAUAAACAAAAUAGUAAUAAAAAAAUAUUAGCAGUAGCUGAUUCAAAUGUUGCGGCAAAUAAUUUAGUAGAAGGUUUAAAAAAAAGAAAUAUACAAGCGGUUCGUGUUGGUGCAGGUAGUGAUAGUGAUUUUCAUGAGGAAGCUAUAAUGGAGUUUCAUCGUUAUAAAGAUUUAUUGAAAUUAAGAAAAAAUAAUAUGCAGAAAGAAGCAAAAGUAAUGAAAGCUUUGUUAUUCUUAGAAGCUGUUAAAAAAUAUAAUGUUGUUAUAGCUACUUGUGUUGGUUCAGGUCAUGAAAUAUUUGAUAAUGAAAAAUUUGAAAGAGUUAUUAUUGAUGAAUGUGCUCAAUCUAUUGAACCAUCAAAUCUAAUACCUCUAGGACAUUAUUGUAAUAAUUUAGUACUAAUAGGAGAUCAUAAACAAUUACCACCAACUAUUAUUUCACCGGAUGCUAUAAAAUUAGGUUUAGAUAAAUCUUUAUUAGAAAGAUUUGUUAUGGCAAAAAUUGCACCUGUACAUUUAUUAAAUACACAAAGACGUAUGCACUUAAGUAUAUGUGUUUUCCCGAAUUUCCAUUUCUAUGAUAAUAAAUUAAAAACAGCAAAUGUCACAGAAGAAAAUAGACCCAUCAUUAAAGGUUUCUUAUGGCCAAAUCCAAAAUGUAGAUUAGCAUUCAUAGAUGUGUCUAUAGGAAAACCUGGUAGCAAAUUUGAAAAUGCUUAUGGUACAUCUAAAUUUAAUUUAUAUGAAAUAGAACCUUUAAUAACUGUAUUAAAAUCUAUAAUCAAUGAAGGUUGUGUAUCUGUUGAUGAAAUUGGAAUAUUAACAGCAUAUGAUGCACAAAAAAUGAAAUUAAAAAAAGCUGUUCAAGAUGCAUUCUCAUAUGAAGCUUCUCAUAGAAUUGAAAUUGAUUCAAUCGAUGGAUUUCAAGGAAAAGAAAAAGAUCUUAUUUUAUUUUCAGCUGUACGAUCCAAUGCUAAUAAUGAAUUAGGUUUCUUAAGAGAUGCUAGAAGAUUAAACGUUAUGUUAACAAGAGCAAAAAGAGGUGUUAUACUUUUUGGAGAUCAAUUUACACUAGCUAAUGAUCCAGCCAAUUGGUUACCUUGGUUAAAAUGGAUCUCAUCAAAAAGAGCAAUUGUACAUGUAACCAAAUUAAAUGAUCACCUAGAAAAUACAGACUAUUCUUUAUUAGAUAAAUUAAAUAAAAUUAACAAAGCUGUCAACUUAAAAAAUAUUAAUGUCUCCGAUAAUUAUUAUUUCUAUGGAAACGACACAGGCUUCUCAAAUGACUACGACCAAAAUUAUUUUACAAACAAUGAUAAUAUUAAUAUGGAUGAUGUUGACAAUAAAGAUGGUGCUGCGGACCAGCAGGUGGAAGAGAUUGUAGAAAACUGGGAGGACUUAUUAUAA